GUCGUUGGGAAAAUUUAAAGGCUUUUAAAGACAAAUCAGUAAGAAGAUUUGAUUGUAUUAAAUUAUUUGACCCUCUAUAUAUAACAGGUGUUUUCACACUCAUGGCAAUCACCUAUUGUCAAAGAAAAAGAGAAACAAGUACGUUUGUUUAUUUCCUUGAGAUUUGUCAUUUUUUUUCUUGAUUUGGUAAUAAUGGGGAACUGCAUGGAGAGGUGGAUGCAAGGAGAAGGAGAAGAAGGAAAGAUAGAGGUAAGAGAAAAGACAAAAGAGUUAUUCAAACUUGAUGGUGAUGAUGAUGAAGAUGGACGUCAAGGUGGAACGAAGGUGAAGAUAGUACUUACAAGACAUGAAUUGGAUAUGUUUUUGCUUCAGAUGAAUAGGAAUCAUGAUGGAAACUUGAUGAUGACAAAGGAUGUUAUGGUAGAGCUAGAGAAGAGGAUCAUAAAACCAUCAUCAUCGUUAUCAUCAUCGAUGGCGUGGGAACCGUCUUUAGAGAGCAUCAUGGAGUGCCCUGAAGUCCAAGAGAUGGAUAGAUGAGGAUGCUAAAGAUAAAAUAUAUGAUGAGUUUAUGAUGAUCAUCGGAAUCUAUAUUGCAUUUUGUUUAAUCACGGUGACUAGAGAUUAUAAAAUUAACAUUUUUGUAUCAGUUUAUGUUGUUAGAUAGACUAGACUCGAGGUCGAUAUCGUACCAUAUAUAUACUAAGAUCUUUAAUC
Messenger RNA from Raphanus sativus (radish), 714 nucleotides. RefSeq lists its product as uncharacterized. The coding region runs from base 193 to 537 and encodes 114 amino acids. The transcript has a single exon. The record is from RefSeq and is a predicted model, not a curated record. Lineage: Eukaryota; Viridiplantae; Streptophyta; Magnoliopsida; Brassicales; Brassicaceae.